This is a messenger RNA of Colletotrichum godetiae, 1969 nucleotides long. RefSeq names its product inner membrane transport protein yfaV. NCBI's taxonomy places the organism in Eukaryota, Fungi, Ascomycota, Sordariomycetes, Glomerellales, Glomerellaceae. Bases 207 to 1778 code for a protein of 523 amino acids. Gene Ontology annotation, cellular component: membrane. Gene Ontology annotation, biological process: transmembrane transport. The record is from RefSeq and is a predicted model, not a curated record. Gene Ontology annotation, molecular function: transmembrane transporter activity. The transcript is spliced from 4 exons.
GAUUGAUGCUUCAAUUUCCCCUUCUCUCUUCUCUCUAGGCCAGAAGCACCCUUUUCUUCCCUCUUCCCCCUCCUCCUCCUCCUCUACAUCCCUCCAACUUCAUUUCUCUUCUUUAAAGUGUCAAGUGUAUCAUCAUCGCAUAACCGCCGACGGCACGGCUACAGACGGAACCACCAUAGCCGACAACCUUGAACGACAGUCUAAAAAUGUCGACAACCGACAAGCCCGAAAUAUCCUUUGUCGACGACAGGGACGACGAUGCCCGGUCCGGCUCGGAGAAGGCGCCUGUAGUGCGCAUAAUCGACGAUGUGCGCGUUCUGGGGCUGAGUGAGGAUGAUGCCGAGUUUUAUGCCAAUUUCACGCCAGAGCAGCGCAAGACGACAAUUCGCAAGGUCGACGUCCGCUUGGUGCCGAUGCUCGCGGUUCUCUACCUCAUUUCCCAUCUCGACCGCGCCAACAUUGGCAACGCCAAGAUUGAAGGCCUGGCCGAGGACCUGGGGCUCAGCGGUGUUCAGUGGAAUAUCGCCCUCAGUCUCUUCUUCGUUCCCUAUGUCCUUCUUGAGGUCCCUAGCAACAUUAUCCUCAAAAAGUUCAACCGUCCCUCCGUCUACCUCGGUACCCUCGUAACGAUUUGGGGCGUCAUCAUGACCUGUCACGGCGUUGUCAAGAACUUUGCCGGCCUUCUCAGCGUUCGUCUGCUCCUCGGAGUCUUUGAGGCCGGUUUCUACCCUGGCGCCGUUUACCUUUGCACAUUCUGGUACUUGCCUCGCGACCUCGCAGCCCGCAUCGCCUGGUUCUACUGCACAUCCGCCCUCUCCGGCGCCUUCUCCGGCCUCCUCGCCGCCGCAAUCGCAAAGAUGGACGGCGUAGGCGGCUACGAAGGCUGGCGCUGGAUCUUCAUCCUCGAAGGCAUCUUCACCGUCGGCCUCGGCAUCGCCACCUUCUUCUUCCUCAUCGACCGCCCCUCGCUCAGCGGGAAGUGGCUUACGCCCGAAGAGAUCCGCUUCCUCGAGAUCCAGCACUUCAUCAAGCAGGGAGGCCGCUUCCAGGACGAGAAGCAAGAAGACAAGUUCAAGUGGCACGAUCUCAAGGCCGUUGUCACGAAUUGGCGGCUGUACAUGCAGGCGUGGGCGCUUCUCGCUACCUCGGCAUGCAGUUACGGUACCAAGUUCACGCUGCCUACCAUCACAAAGGCCAUGGGCUUCAACAACACGGCCGCGCAGCUUAUGACGGUCCCGCCGUACUUUUGCGGUGCUGCCUCUGCUAUUUUCUUCGCUCGCCUGUCGGACAGAUACUACUGGCGCAUGCCCUUCGUCGCGAUCCCCAUGGGCCUCAUCACCAUCGGCUACGGCGUCAUCAUCUCCUUCAAGGGUGACUUGUCCGGCAACAUUGCGGGAGCCAUGGUCGGCGUUAUCAUCACCUGCAUGGGUAUCUACCCCAUCCAGCCCGCGGGUUCCUCCUGGGCGGCAAACAACCUCGCGCCAGCCUCGCGCCGCGCCAUCGGUGUCGCCUUCAAUAUUUGCGUGGGCAACAUUGGUGGUAUCAUCGGCAGCUACAUGUACCUCGACAACGAGAAGCCCAAGUACUACACCGGUUUCGGCCUGUCGCUGGCCUUUGGCGGUAGCGGUCUGAUUGUCGCGCUGCUGCUCGAGUGGAGCUACAAGUGGGGGAAUGACAGGAAGGCCAAGAUGUCCGAGGAGGAGAUUCGGGCAAAGUACACGGAGCAGCAGCUUAUGGAUAUGGGCGACAAGAGCCCUCACUUCAAGUACACUUUGUAAGAGCUCUCCAAGAGGCUCUUCAGAGGCUCUGGACGAUGGAUGGUACAGAUCGGGCCUUGGUGGCCAGUUGAUGGCUUUGGAGGAUACAAUGGGCGCGGCGUGUGGAAAAUGUUCUUGACACUUAUUAUUUUUUUUCCCCGAGUAAAUAGCGAUUGUUGAUGCCGAUAAUGAACAGCAAUCCUUUCUGGCCC